This is a messenger RNA of Metschnikowia bicuspidata var. bicuspidata NRRL YB-4993, 702 nucleotides long. RefSeq lists its product as uncharacterized. Lineage: Eukaryota; Fungi; Ascomycota; Pichiomycetes; Serinales; Metschnikowiaceae. Bases 132 to 554 code for a protein of 140 amino acids. The transcript has a single exon. The record is from RefSeq and is a predicted model, not a curated record.
UCGAUCUGGACCAAUUUGCCGCUAGGAAAACGUUAGUAAAAUGUGGCGAGAACGCUGGGCAUGACGGAGGGGAAACGUACCUUGGCGAAAAUGUCGUCAACGAGAACGAGUAUCUGUCGGCCAUUUUCUGUAUGUUUUGUAGUGAAGAAGAAAGGUCUCAGCAUGGUGAUCGGUGCUUGUUGCCCCUCACCGCGGCGGCGGGUGGGUCACGUGACUGGAGCCCGCCACCAGCUCAUGGGUGGUCGCUUGGUGUGGAAUGGGUCUGUGCUGAUGUGGCGUCAAGCAGUUACAAAUAUAUAGAGAGUCUUAUUCUUUCUUCUCAUUUUUUGUUUUUUUUGGUGGCUCCAUAUGUGGUGGAUUGUAACGGCGCACUAUCUCAAGUCUCAGUGCCUGGUGAAGAUGCUAGCUCUGAUAAUAUACGCACUAGGAAUCUAUGUGCGACAUGUCUCUUGACACGAGGCUCCAGCAUAGUGCGAUUUCUUUCGUAUCUUCUUUCCGAUUUCUUUUUCAUUGAUUUCCCUUUUCUAGCUCUCGUUUCACAAAUCCUUUUUUGAUCAGAUUAAUCUCACAAAAUCAAACGGUUUUAUUGGAAAGUAUAACGGCAAUGGACUGGAGCGUGAGCAGGAAUACUCAAUGUUUACAACCGAAGCGCCUUGCCAUAUUGUGAAAAUCUAAAACAUCUAUGCCAUGUGGAGGUAUACA